Messenger RNA from Leptosomus discolor (cuckoo roller), 1854 nucleotides. The record is from RefSeq and is a predicted model, not a curated record. Lineage: Eukaryota; Metazoa; Chordata; Aves; Leptosomiformes; Leptosomidae.
AUGGCCCGGUCUCAGCGGAGCCAGGAAGCCAGCCCAGGGGACACUCACUGCCCUGAACCUGACGUUGGUUUCGAGGAUGACCAUGUUGAGACUGCACAAGAAAUACCAGUGAAUGAAGUGUCAGAGAAUGAAGCUCUUUCUCCCAUACAUGUCACAGACAGGAUAUCUUUUAUUGAUUUAGCCAAUAAGCAACUCCAAACCAUCUCUCCAGAGGUCUUGAGUCUAGAAUAUCUGGAGGAGCUGCAUAUGGAAAAGAACCAAAUUACAAGCAUCCCCGGUGACAUCAAUUGCCUGAGGCACGUGAAGAUCCUCUACUUGGACCAGAAUCACAUAGAGGACAUACGUGAAGACCUAGGGGAACUGCAAUGUCCUCUGAGCUCUGAUUUAAGUAACAAUGCCCUCUCCUGUAGUUCGCUGCCAGUUAUCAGCAAGUUGCAGUCCCUUCAUCAGCUCAGGCUCUAUAAAACAAACUCGCACGAAAUCCCAGUGUAGAUCUGCGAGUACCUCACCCACGUUGAACUGCUUGGCCUUGCUGACAAUCAUCUCAAGUGUCUGCCUAAAGAAAUAGUGAACCUGACAAAACUGAAGGAAAUUUACCUCCAGAAAAAUAGGUUUGGAAGUUUUCCCAAGGAGCUUUGUCAUAUUGCUAAUUUAGAAAUAGUAGAUCUGGAAUAAAAUCUAAUCAGUCUCAUCCCAGAAGAGGUAGGCUUUUUGACAAACUUAGUUAAGCUAUUUUUAGCUUUUAAUAACUUAUCCUCCAUUCCUCCUACACUGCAACACUGCCAGAAGCUGGCUGUGCUGGAUCUGUCUCAUAAUCUCCUGCACAAGCUUCCCCCAGGUUUGAAGAAUCUCACUGAAAUGAGAGUGCUCAGACUGUCUGCUAACAGCCGGGAGAAGUUCCCACACCAGAUUUGCUGCUGGCUAUCCCUUUCCCGUGUUUAUCCGAGGAACACUGGACUGUGCACAGUACCCAGGUCCUUUAACAGAUUAACCGCUGUCAGGAUGCUGGAUCUAAUUGAAAAUUGCUUUGCUGAUAUUCCUAAAGGAAUAUGCACUAUGAAAAACCUGGAAGUAUUGGCCCUGGAUGACAAUCAGAUACGGGAGGUACCUGCAGAGAUGAAAGAACUGACAAAUUUGAAAUGCCUUAGCCUGUCUGAAAACGAAUUCGGUAUCUUUCCAAAGGAAAUCUUUCUCCUGGAGCCAGUAGAGAGAUUAUACCUGGGACAAAAUAAAGGAAUUAAAUUCACAAGCCUGCCAGAAGACAUCAUCAAAUUUCAGAAUCUGAAAGAACUGCAUAUGGAGAAUAAUAGUCAGUAGUACCUGCCUGCAGCCAUCAGCUCGUCGACCCACUUGAAAAUACUUGACUGUCGCAACGAUCUCCUUAAACAGCUCCCAGACUCUGUUUGCCAAAUACAAGGUUUGCAAAACCUGCUCAUUCAGAGCAAUCCGCUGUCCCAGCUGCCCAAGGAUUUGGGCAGCCUUCAGCAGCUGGAGCUGGUCCUUGUGGAUGGGAACCCUACGACAGGUCCUCCGACUGAAGCGUGCUGUCAGGGGACAUCUGCCAUCUGGGAAUACUUACAGGAAAAAAGGUGUAAAAAGGCCAUGAACUCAAGGAUCUGAAGUUUGUGGCGUGGGUUGAUGAACCAGAAGGGGUUAGGACCUUUCUUGACACUUAAGAAUCUAGCGGGGCAAAAAGAAAGAAAGAAGGAAAAGAAAGGAAAAGUAAAGGGCAAAGAGAAGCCUGUAGAGGGGUCAAAAGCCAAAAAGUUACAUUUGGGCAGCAAACUGCACCUUUCAUUUACCAGAAGGGCAAAUGAGAGCAGAGGUAAGCGAGGAGGAUACAAGCAGUAUUAA